AUGAUAAUCCUACUAUCAACAUAUUUGUCAAAUUUAACAAUAAAUAGUGAAACAUUUUUUUAUUAUAAUGAUUUUUAUUCUGGAACAAAGUUUUAUUAUGAAACAAUUGAAUUAAAUGUAUCAGCAAAUGCAUAUCAUUAUUUGCCAUUAAAUGGAAGCAUUCCACCGCAGCCUAUGUUAUAUAAAAAACAUUUCAAUCCAACUUCUCUUGAAUUAAAUAAAAUUUCAAUUUCUAUAAAUUCAAAUUAUAUUGAUGAACCACGAUUUAGAAUAAGAUUUAAUAAUUCAGUAAAAUAUAUAUUAGUAGUAACGGCAUUCAAACCAAAUGUAACUGAACCAUUUGAAAUUAAUGCAUUUGCAAGUUCUAUCCUCUUAUUUUCUCAAAUCAAUAUAUCAACUAAAUUUAUAUUCAUUAAAAUGUCUUGA
Molecule: messenger RNA, 426 nt
Organism: Rotaria socialis
Lineage: Eukaryota; Metazoa; Rotifera; Eurotatoria; Philodinida; Philodinidae
Source: the annotation of a GenBank genome assembly